Molecule: messenger RNA, 1874 nt
Organism: Ectocarpus sp. CCAP 1310/34
Lineage: Eukaryota; Phaeophyceae; Ectocarpales; Ectocarpaceae
Source: the annotation of a GenBank genome assembly
UCAACGUUUCAACACCUCUCUCCCUCGCCGUAUCAAAGUUAACACAUCACCAUCACCACCAUGAAGACUGCCUGCGUUGCUCUCGCUCUUCUGGGAAGCUCCUCCGCGUUUGUCGUUCCCAUGGCGAACGUCCGGACGACUAGCAGCUCCUCCACUUCUUUGGCCAUGUCGAGCGAGCCCAUGACCCGAUCGCAGGCGCUCAGCAACCUCUUCGGCGCCACCGCCGCCGUCGCCGCCGCGGCGGCCGUGCCGGGCGUCGCCUUCGCGGACGGGGCCAAGUCCCCUGCCACCCAGGCCCGGGCGCGGGGCAUCUACGGCAACCGCAUCGCCGCGCUCAAGGGGGCGGUGGACAAGGGAGACACGGCCGCCAUCUUGGCUGAGCAGAACUGCUUCCGCCUCUUCAACUCGGGCGUGUACUCGACCGACAAGGCCAAGUUCGCGGAGGCGGAGGCGCUGGCCAAGAGCGUAGUUCAGGCCGCCGGCGCGGGCGACGCGAAGGCCCUCAAGGACUCGUACGCGGCGUACAUGAAGUACACGGAGAAGAAGAGUGGCUACAACGGGGCCGGCGACGGGCAGGGCUUCGGCUCGGAGUUCGACUACAAGAACAGGACACCUCUUGGCACCGUGUACCAGAGGUAAAACGAGCCUCGGCUGUUGGAGGGCCGAGGAACCAACACCUUUGGCCUGUACAACUUUGGUCAUGAUUUUUUUGAUGGUCGCGUCCAUGAGGGGACCACCCGGUUUUUGCAUCCCGUUGCCCCAGGCUUGAUGACAGCUUGUGGAAAUCCUUCAGCUUCGGCGGGAUUCACCGUACGCAAUGCCUGUAGCCGUGUUUUGCUGUGGCUGCAGCCCACAACAGGACACGAGAAGAUAAUGCUGCGGUCGUCCUAGCGUUGCUGACAUAAAACGAGGGCAUGGUGCGCUUCGAAGCAGGAGUGCCUGACACAUAUCUGCGGCACGUAGAGCAGUCAUGCGGAUACGGUUAUUUUUUUGGCAGGUAAAAUGCAAUGGGGUGCCGGUACGGGUGGAAAUAAGGUUCGGGUUGCGAGAUAGAAACAUAGACGACUAAGCGUUCUGGCGGAUACUGCAGGGGGUUAAAAGCGCGGGCGCUGCGUCUCUGGUUCACUUGUACUCUUCUGUAUUUCGCGUCCCGUUUACCGCUGAGUUCGACGGUUAGUUGUGUGUUUAGAGUUGGCCAUGUUAGUCGACUUCGCUGUGGAACAGAGAAAGAGAACAAGUGGCGAUGCACUUGUCUAAAUUUGCGGAACACAACAUAAAAACAAAGCCUUUACUCGGCGUGACCUUGUGUCAUCACCACAAGGCUAGACAAAAGUUUUUUUUGCACCAGUUGUAAUAGAGCGAACCCCUUAAGUCUUGUGGUGCGGGAGUUUAGCCAAAUAACUACAUGGAUUCUUGCGUGGUAAAACCGUUAUACCCAAACGUGCAGCACUCUUUUUUCGUCGGUUGGGGUGAAACAGCUUGAUGCUGGUGGAGGGACGGCCGCCUACGGUUUGAUCCGCAGACGUGCUUGAGUGCACCAUACAGCAGUCGGACCGCACGUUGGCGGUGAUAGAUCUGAUGAAUGGACGUGCCGCGAGCUCGUGUGUUGUCUCAACUGCUUUGCUUACCUCCGAUGUUGCCCGAAUAUGGUCUUCACAGUAUCUUCGUCGCUUCCCCUCCCUUCACCUCUCUCUUGCCACUCGUGGUCUCAAGGCCACUCUGAACCAUCCGGCAGUCAUCUCGAACACUGAGGUCGUGCCUGUGAAGUAGAUCCUGGGCUGAGCUUGCACUGUGGGCGGGAGUGCUCUUGGGGUGUACCCACCCCAAUCUGUACUGAGUGACGAAUAUCCUUGCCACAAAUCGGUCUUGAAUUA